Molecule: messenger RNA, 2331 nt
Organism: Volvox carteri f. nagariensis
Lineage: Eukaryota; Viridiplantae; Chlorophyta; Chlorophyceae; Chlamydomonadales; Volvocaceae
Exons: 11
Coding region: 1-2331 (776 amino acids)
Source: RefSeq, a predicted model, not a curated record
AUGCCGAAGCAAGCGGAUAUUCGGAUGCAGAUUCCGGGCUGCACGGCUGCGCGUUUCUGGGACGUCGUGUACGAGCGACCUGAGGCUACCGAGCGCUAUCACACGAGGUCCCUAGCCCUGCUUAAGAGGGAUGGGUCCACCUCCACCAGUGUUGGCCCCUGGACUGCUGGCCAGCGCUCCGUCAAUUUCACGAUGCCAUUGAAGCUCCCGGACUUUUUGAAGCGCAUGGUUGGUUUGGAAAGUGUUGCUGUGGCGGAGGUUCAGCGGGUGGUGUGGCAGGGCGGUCUGGGGUCAUUCACCGUCAGCUCCGAAACCAACAUCACCAACAUGAUGGGCGCGGGGCGCUUCACCACCGCAUUACAACUCACCGUCACCGAGCAGCAACAACAGAACCACCCGGCUCCUGCCGCUACUGCUACUGCUACUGCCACCACUGCAACCCCCACCUCCUCCACCGCCCUCAACGGGCGCAUCUCGCCCUUCAUCACCGCCUCGUCUCUGGGACAUGACACCGGAGGCGGCGGCGGCGGUGGUGGUGGUGGCGUUAGAGGGUGCGGUGGCGUAGGAGGUGUUGGUAGUAGUAGCAGUAGUAGUAAAGAGGCGGAGGUGGGGGAGGCGGAGGUGGAUGUGUCCUGUUCCGCUGUGCAGCUGGUGUACAGCGUCCGGUGCGCCGCCGCCUCCAUCCCCUGGCCGAUGUCGGCCACCAUUGAGAACGUCAUGGCGGAGAAGGCGCUGGUGUCCAUGCAAAGCUUCCUUGACUACUGUGCACAGCUCCUGGAGGAGGAAGAACAUCAUCACCGGCGUCACCACCACAACAAACAACAACAAGAACAACAACAGUGCACGGUGGUGGGAGCUGCAGGUGCACCGGCGCUCGAAGGAGACACCGCCGCCACCACCACCGCCACGACCAUAACUACAACCACCACGGGCGCGACGGCGUCGUCGCCGUCGCCGUCAUCCGCCACCUCCAGGACGGCGACGACGACGAAGGCGAAGGCGACCGUGACGGCGGCGGCGGCGGCGGCGGCGCUGCUGGAGCCCCCCCCGGCGGCGCUGUCCUCCUCGGAGGGCAGCGGAGUGGCGGCCGCAGCCCUGCCGCCAGGCUCUGAGCCAAACCCCGUCGUACCACCACACCACCACUGCACCGCCGCCGCCGCUGUAACCAUCUCGCAGCGACCCUGCGCCACCGCUGGCCGUCCAUCACCUGCUCCCAAGAUCUGGGAGGCGGAGGCGGCAGCGGAGGUGUGCCUGGCGUCGCCGCGGCCGCAUCUGCGGGCGGCACCGGUGCUGGCGGCGGAGACUCGUUCGUACUCCGUCGUGCCGACACGGCGGGGUUUCCCGGAGGCGGAGGCGAUGUGUUUUGGGACGCACCUGAAGUGUUUGGGACCGGAAGCGGCGGCUCGGCCGUCGACUGUACGGCGGCUCUCGGCCGACUGCGGCGGUGGCGGCAGCGGGGCCGCGGGUGCUGCUGCAGCUUCGGCUGUAGCAGUCAAUGCUGUGGCCACUGAGACACACCAAGUGGCUGUAGCAGUCGACAAGCUGGCGGUGGCUGUAGCGGUGCUGGAUGGCAAGAUGGAAAAAUUGCUGGCGCUUCAAGGGCAACAGCAGCAGCAGCUCCGAAACCUACAGGAACAGCUUGUACUGCAGCAGCAGCAAAAUCGUGGGCAAGACUCCACACCUGCCUACUUGCUAGAUCACCCAGGAGCGACGUCAGCGGCCGGUGUACGACACCGCGGCAGUGACGGCGGCGGCCGCCGCGGCGGUGACAUCGAUGUGAAGUGGACGUUGCGGGUGACGCUUGCCGUACUGCUGGCGACGCUUCUGGUGGUGGUGGGUUACUGGGUGAUCCAUCCGUACAGCAGUUUUCGGCCGCACGGCAGCAACAGUGGUGGCGGCGUUGAUGGCGGCGGCGGCGUCGGUGGCGGCAGUACGGCGCCGCAGCCUUUGCCGCUGGUGUCGGUGCUUCGCGUCAACGGCGCCGCGAGCUCCCUGGGGCGCCGCGGCGGCGGCGGUGGGGUGGAGGAGGAGGGUGGCUUUUCCAGCCGCGGGGCGGGUGGACGAGCGCGGCGUGAGCUGCAACUUUACGAAGGCGGUAACGCCCUCGGCGGCGGCGGCGGGGCAGAGAAGGAGAAUGUGGGGCGCAGCUUGGAGCUUCGUGGUGAUGGUAGUGGUGCAGGUUCCACUCGCUACGACCCAAAGCGGCCGCACCGCACAGCACAGCGGGAUCCGCCACCACCGCCGCCACCACCACCGCUACAUCACCGCCCCAACCCCCCAUCGUUCAGCUCCCCCUGCCAGCUGCCUUCUGAGGGGGCGGGGGAUGCAUGA